GAGUUGCACAAGGCCUAUAUGAACGUGUUCGUGUCGCGUGGUUGUUGUUGUGAAGGCUUUCGUUCUCCAGACUCUUGAGUGGCCAACCAUGAAACACGCAAUAUUUUCUUUUCGAUGAAUAGGGACUGUUCAACGGAGGAUGGUUGGCUGAGGGAAGUGAACUGGUUCGGUGAAUUUUCGAGGGAAACAUGGGUGUUUCGAUUUGGAGGAGGGCCUUUAGAUCCAGUAUGUAUCCAUACAAAACAGCGACCAACAACAACAAGAGACCGUUGAACAGGAUAGACAACAGCAACACAUCAACAGAACAACAACAACAACAACCUAAACCGACCGGAAAACUAUCCUCGCUCUCAAGACAAUGGUCAUCAAACGAACCUCAGCCACCAAAGAACCUACCAUCCUCCCAACCACCACCGCAAUCAUCCUCACAACCUUCCUGGCAACUCGACCAAGAAGAAUGGCCCCCAACACCUCCUCAACCUGACCCUCCAUCCAAAAAACCAAAGCCCAAUAAUAACAUCUCCUACCCGACCUCGGCCAUCAGAUAUCCUCCCCAAAAUCAGAACAAUCAGAAAAACACCCUGGAAAGGACGACCUCUGCUAAUAAGGCCCUUCCUUGGGAACUUCCCGCCCCGCAAAAUCCAAGAAAUAACAAUCAGAUCAACGGCUCUUCGUCUUCUUCUUCCAGUAAAAGUGUCGCGUUCAAUCAGCUUCAAGGGAUCGGAAAACAGAACAAAUCAGAUGCGAUUAUCAAGAGUCAUUUGAAUAACCCCAACAUGAGCAUUGCUGCCAAGGUAUCAUUAUCACCAGAACAACAGAGCGUGUUAGACCUAGUUCUGAAAGGAGAGUCGAUUUUUUUCACCGGCUCAGCGGGGACGGGCAAGUCGGUUCUAUUACGACACAUCAUAGCGGCACUGAAGCGGUCGUAUUCGAGUCGGCCGGAUGCGGUGGCGAUCACGGCGUCGACGGGGAUGGCCGCCUGUGCGAUCGGCGGGACGACCAUCCAUUCGUUCGCCGGCAUCGGCCUCGCUCUCGAACCUAAAGAUAUCCUCCUCGGUAAGGUCAAACGUAAUCGCAAGGCCGCCGGCAAAUGGAUGCGUACUAAGGUCCUCAUCAUCGAUGAAAUUUCUAUGGUCGAUGGGGAAUUGUUUGAUAAAUUAGCUUACAUCGCUUGUAAGAUGAAGAAAUCAGAAAAGCCAUUCGGCGGAAUUCAAGUGGUGAUUGCAGGCGAUUUUUUUCAAUUACCACCGGUUUCGAAAGGCAAAGUUUCGUUCGCUUUUAAUGCUUCCAGUUGGUCUGAAUGUAUUCCCAAGACGAUUAAUUUAACUCAAGUAUUUCGACAAAAAGAUUCGACUUUUAUUGAUAUGUUAAAUGAGAUGAGGAUGGGUGAAUUAACGCGCGAUUCGAUCCAAAGAUUUUACAAGUUAUCACGAGAGUUAAACUUUGGAGAUGGGAUCGAGCCUACGGAGUUAUACCCGACGCGGAACGAAGUUGAGCGGUCGAAUGCGACGCGCUUAGCGGCCUUGAAGACGGAAGCGCGAGUAUAUGCGGCGAUCGAUUCAGGGAAAGCGCCACCGGAGCAACGAGCACGGGAUUUAGCGAACAUGAUGGCGGUGCCGAGUUUGACGUUGAAGAAGGAUGCACAAGUGAUGAUGAUCAAGAACCAUGCGGGAGAGGAUGGCCCGGCAUGGUUGGUGAACGGCUUGGUCGGCAAGGUCGUCGACUUCGUCGACCCCGACAUCACCCCCGAUUAUCUCCUCCAUCAACAACGCACGCGCGAAGAAGCCGAAGCCGUCGACCUUUCCGGCAUCUUCUCCGAUGAUGACUCCGAUCUCGAAAUCAAACCCAGGCCGAUCUCCUCUAAACCUUCCGCCUUCCCGCCUCUCAGAGGCGCCGCUAAGAUCGAGGCCGAAGCUAAAGGUCUGCCCACUACUGCCAAUACUUCGACUACUCCUAAAUCAAAUGGUGGCUUGGUCCCGUUGGUCGAAUGGUUCCUCAUGAACGGCAAGCGCGAAUUUACCGUCGUCAAACGGGCCGAAUUCAAGGUCGAGAAUAUGGACGGUGAAGUCCAAUCCCGUCGCUCUCAGCUUCCUCUUAUUCUGGCUUGGGCAAUGUCGAUACAUAAAAGUCAGGGCCAAACUUUACAAAGAGUCAAAGUAGAUCUAGGAAAAGUGUUUGAAAAAGGACAAAUCUAUGUGGCUUUAUCCAGAGCUACUUCGUUGGAAGGUCUUCAAGUACUUCGGUUUGAUCCGAAGAAAGUCAUGGCUCAUCCGGAUGUGAUUCUCUGGAGCAAAAACAAUUUGGUCACUGGCUCGUCCCUGUAAACUAAUCAAACCCCCCUUAAGAUUCAUAUAGCUUUUUUGGUGUCCAUAUUAUCAUCAUAAUAUAGGUUUAAUCCAAUUUUUUUUUUCUUCUUUGAUUGUUAGUUUUCUUUCACGUGGGAUAGUUGUAGUUUGUAUUUCAAAGAUGUGCAUAGGACGUACGAUUUUCUGGGGGGGCUCAAUUGGAAUCCCCUGCAAUACACCAAUACAAAUAGAUGUGCCAAAAAGAAAAAA
Molecule: messenger RNA, 2555 nt
Organism: Puccinia graminis f. sp. tritici CRL 75-36-700-3
Lineage: Eukaryota; Fungi; Basidiomycota; Pucciniomycetes; Pucciniales; Pucciniaceae
Exons: 8
Coding region: 189-2324 (711 amino acids)
Biological process (GO): DNA repair; telomere maintenance
Molecular function (GO): ATP hydrolysis activity; DNA helicase activity
Source: RefSeq, a predicted model, not a curated record